CGCUCGGUAAGUUACUUUUCUUUAAUGCACGAAUUUUGACCGAAUUUACAGUGAAAGCAAUCGUACAGCAGGUGUUUGAUAACAACAUUGUCGAUUGGAAUUGUUGCUAUGUGUGACAUUGACUGAAGGUCAUCAGUAAAGUAGCAAAAUGACAGCAGGAUCUAUUGCCGUUCCGACCAUCAUUCCUCUACGACUUCCUCAACAUGGACGAUCUAAAACAUCAAUUGACUCCAACACAAAGAUAGAGCUUCAUUCUGACACUAAAGAUGUCGACAUCCACUACACAAUCAAUGGGACGAAGCCAGACCCAUUUCCCAAAACGGGGGUUGUCAGAUGUACCAUGCAAUAUGUGGGUCCUUUCACCUUACCUCCUGGAAAACAGACAGUCCGAUGUGUGGCAGUAUCAAAAGAUGGUAUGCGAGAAAGUAACAUUUGUACAAAGGUUUUUGAAGUUGAAUAUGUCCCCGGUCCUUCUAUGAUGCCAGAAGACGAUGAUCUAGAAUUUCAGGAGGAGAUUGAGAAGGAGCAGCAGAGAUUAAAUGUAAAGAGAGCUGCCAAGAACCUGAUGCUUUCAAGUAAAUCAGCUUGGACUGAUGUAUCAGCCAUGAAGAGUGCAACACAGAAAAUGUCAGACAUGCAUGUGAGUGGGAGCUCUCGACAUAAGCCUCAGGCUGAGCCACGAUUCCUGAAUUCCAGACGGGGAGAGGGAUCCUCUGCUCCAGGGAAGUCGUAUGAACUUAGUCGUAAUGACCGUUACUGGGACAGACACCAACAGGAGAGUGUGGCUCCAAACUCCCGACACCAGCAGCAGGCAGACUACAUGAGGAAUGUAUAUGGUUAUGCAGAUAGACUAUCAGAACAGAACCCUGCUUACUAUAACUCAUCGUACAACAAUAACAUGAUGGCUUCACAGCAACCUCUGACUCCGUAUGGAACUGGACGCAAGAUGGAUAUAUGUACAUACUGUAAGUCAAUGGUACCAUUCAACACCACACAUUGUGUCGUCUGUGAGGGCCCACUGCCAGGUGCUCAUCUCGUCGACACCAAACAUGUUCCAGUUCCUAACAAUUUUCUGCCUGUAAGUUUCCCAUUGGAUGAACCCCCUAAACGACCUACAACAUCUGUCAGUACACAGACAGUGGGCCUCUUCUACCCGUCGGAGAAGGGACUUAGCAAGAAGAAAGAACAGGAAGAGGAGAAAGUAGCAUUUGAGAAACAGAUGAGGGACAGGAGACCUCUACUGACUUCAGUCAGUCCAGGCAAAGGUUACUGGAGGAAGCAGAUAGAUCACAUCAGUCAGCACCUUAAGGUUCACGCACAAAACGACGCAGAGUUCAGGGCCCUGAUUGGAGAACCUAAAAUGGGCAAGCUGUUGACGAGUACAGUCCAGGAGGACGGGUACGAGUUGAGUGUGACUUUGACAUUCGCCAUACGAGGAAACAAGGACCCUCUGACAGGUCGUAAACUUGGAAUCACAGGAGACUAUUUAAGCAUGCAUACAGAGAGAUCCAACAUGUCUACCUACCGUAGUGACGAUGAAGUAAGUGAUGAUACAACGAUACCCAUCAAAACAAAAACUACAAAGAAAAGACCCAAGAAAAAGCCUGGUCCAAAAAUCGCUGCCAUGGACCAGAAGCUACUGAGAGAAUUGGGCGCGUCUGGGGAAGGUGACCCAACUGAGGUCCAGCAGCUCAUUGAUGAGGGAGCAGAAGCUACGUGUACCAAUAAGGAUGGGCUGGCGUGUAUAUAUGUUGCAGUGAAGAACAAGAGAAUUGACUGUCUCCCCAUCCUAGUGGAGAAUGGUGCUGAUGUCAAUCAGAAGGGACCAUCUUCUAUAAAAGGAAACACUCCCUUACAUGAAGCUGUCAAUCUUGGUCCAUCUGGUUUAAAGACCAUUGAUGCUUUGUUAGGAUGUAAUGCUGAUAUGGCACGGAAGAAUGAUAGAGGAGAAACAGCACAUGAUUUGGCCCUGAAGGGAGGCUAUGAUAGCAUAGUGGACAAGUUCAACGCCUUUAUGGCACAGUCAACGCUGAAGAGGAUGACCAAACCAAAACAGAGCAGUUACUGAGGCAUUGUGGGAAAAGACGAGGAGGCAUCCAAAUAUAACCUAGGAUUUUACUGGAUAUUUUUAUUGACUUGUUGAGUCCGAUUGGCGAGCUUCGGUAGGUUAGGAAGUAGGUUAGGAUAGUCAAGAUUCCUUUGUGACAAAGGUCAAGGUCACACAUAGUCUGACAUAGUUAAGGUUCUGGGUUGAUGUAGUACCGGUAACUGGGUUUUCAACUUAGGUUGUCAUGGAAACUUUUUCUAUGGCUAUAUCUCAGAUGUAGGUUGCUAUGGUUACCAGGUUUUCAAUGUUUAAGUGAUUUAUUUUUACAUUAAUAUUGUUUAUCUAUAGAAACCAAGAACUAGACAUUGGUUGUUAUGAUGGAAAUCUCAGAAAUGUGAUGUCAGUCGUCUCGUUGUUAUUAACUUCAGUUUUAUAGUUGGAUUGAUCGGCCGUAAUAAAGUAGGAUAUAUUUCAUUAAACAUGAAAUUCUGCAUCUAUCAGACUAGAUUCUGAUUCCAGGUUUUGUGGUUAACAAAGUUAGAAAACGUUGUCUCCCUCUGGAAAAUAAAAAUGGAAUGGUAAAAUGAAUCUGCAUACUGAAAAUAUGUACCAGUGUUAGGCUAUUCUUGUUUCAAAUUUGUCGGUGACUCAAUACGUGACAUGUGUAUUUGUUUUUCAACACCUCAAUUUUCAAUCAUGUUAAAUAUUUAAUUCUUCCUGUGUGCAGAGAUUCAUAACAUUAAUUAAUAGGAAUGAACCAUCUUUUAAUAGUAUAAAGCAGAUUGAAAGAGUUGGUUGUAGUUAUUAGUGGUAUUUACGAUACUGAGGGUUACAGAUGGUAUUCCUAGAACAGUCUAUCUGUCAUUUACUGAGUAAUGCUUGCUUUCUGUGAUUAAGUAAGGUACAAGCUAAAGUGUGCAGCAAUGAAUGUUUUUCUAAUAUUUUCUACAAAUAUCUUUUGAUAUUGUGCUAAAAAUUUCCUUAUCAAAAUGAUAUUUAUAUAUGAUAUUAUAUUCGAUAUAUCAUAUUAAUAAAUGUACAUAUGAUUAUAAUGGAUAGUUUAUGUUCAGACAAGUCUGUCUCAAGACCUCCACUUUCUCAGAGAAUGUUGUAAAUAAAUCAUCUCAAAAAUGUUGGAUUUUUCAAUAUGAGAAAACGAUGUUGUGAAUCUUAUCUAUUUUUUUAAAGGAUAAAAGUGUUUGAAUGAAAUAUUGAUUUUGUGGAAACAUGCCGUCCUAUUUUUAACAAGUUUUUGUAACUUAUGUGGAGGAAUUCCACAGAGUGGUGUAUAAAUUUUUAUCAUAGAUCUUUUUAAACAUUUGAUAUCAAACCUGACUUUUACAUCUCCCCUAAAUCUCACAUUGUUAACCUCUUUCACUUCAGUGUUUUGAGUGAGAAUGUGUAUGUAAUUUAGCAAUAUCUAAGGGAGAUAACUUUGUAAAACCAGGCAGCAUUCUCCUUACUAGUGAGGUUACAUACCAAGUUUAGGUAGUUGGUUGAAGAUUUUGUUCCUUUGAAACAUUAACACAAUAUUCUAACUACUACUGUAGUAAUACUACAGUAGAAAUCAGGCGUUCCUAGUUAGGAUGAAAUGUUAGUGAUUUAUUUCAUUUCAUUUUUGGUUUUCAACAGAAUCUUGUUUUACAUUUUGUAAAGUCAUUGUUUGUACAUAACACCUUAACUCUUUGUUCUUUAAAUUGUUGUCAGAAUGAGUGGUCUUUGUUGUGUAAAAGUUUGUUGUAAGUAUGUGUGUUGUUUUUGUAUGGAAUCUAUGCUCCUACUGUGAUAAUUCCCCUUUACACAUUAUAAAUCAUACUUAUAACUCAUAUAUAAUAUAGCGAAAACUAUUGAUUAUAAUGCGACUAGUUUUAUUUUAUACUCAAACCAUGAAACCAUGCCUGUCAUAUGCAAUGUAUUCCGAAUCAUGCUAAAAUGGCUUGGUCAUGUAGAAAAAAGUUUAUAAUUUAAUAGUUAUACCAUAUUUUUUCCUGAAAGUUCUAUUAUUUAUGCAUGUAGUUCAACAGAAAUUCAUCACCAGGCCUUUGCAUUUGUAAAUUUUAAUUAUUAUAAUUAUGUAGUUCAUUUUAUCAGAAGUCAGAAACAUUGAAGCUGGGUCAUACUACCAUGCUGAUUUACUGGUUCCCUUGGCCUCAUUUUGGAUGAAGCAUGAGAGCCAAUGAGGGCUGAGAAUACCAUCCUACUGACCAAUCAGACGUCCACAUUUAUAGAAAAAAUACAUUAUGUAUAAUCACUUUUGGUAAAACAAGUGCAAAAACUUGGGGGGGGGGGUUUGUGUUGUUUUUUUUAAUCACAUUUCAAUUUUGUGAGAGAGAAAAAGUUAAUUUACAUACAUUUCAUAUUUUCUGUUGGUCUGUAGACAUGGACUUAACAUUAUCAUUUCCUGAUAUUUCAGUUAAACUUCAUUUUAUCUUUUAUAAUACUGUAAUGCCAUCCCAUUAAAUUACACUGGAUAUAUCCAUGUACCUUAUAAAACUUGUAAAGAUUUAAAGAAGUGUAUUAAUGUUUAAAGUGGGGCAUUUGCCUGUAGCAUAUUGUAAUAUAUGUACAUUUUUAUAGAAUAAAGAAAUAAUAUAUAACUCUUAA
This is a messenger RNA of Pecten maximus, 4651 nucleotides long. Its product is annotated as double zinc ribbon and ankyrin repeat-containing protein 1-like. The coding region runs from base 149 to 2068 and encodes 639 amino acids. Gene Ontology annotation, molecular function: protein binding. Lineage: Eukaryota; Metazoa; Mollusca; Bivalvia; Pectinida; Pectinidae. The record is from RefSeq and is a predicted model, not a curated record. The transcript is spliced from 17 exons.